Messenger RNA from Racocetra persica, 135 nucleotides. The record is from the annotation of a GenBank genome assembly. Lineage: Eukaryota; Fungi; Glomeromycota; Glomeromycetes; Diversisporales; Gigasporaceae.
GCGGCUGAAAUACCAGCAUUGUUUAAUGCGUCAAUUGCAUUACAUGUAGUUCCAGAUCCUGCAAGAUAUAAGGCAAGCUCUAAUUUAAAACUAUUUGCAUGCUUAUUGCGCAAUCCAGCCAUCAAAUAUAAAAUU